CUGAGUGGUCUCUACGCGCUACAGGCUACCAGUCCAACUUACGCCUUCGAUCACGCUACUGAGGGCUUUGGGGACAUGGAGUGGUACGUGUGCGUUCUGAUGCUGAGUUUGCCGUGGUCCGUUCACACCCAGACUUCUCCGAGAUGUCAAAACUGCGUUCGUCAGACCGAUUCAGGUGCAUCUUUCAGUCACCUGACUUGCAUUUUGGAAUGUGAGGAAACCCUGUGGAAAUCUAGAGAAUGGAAGGCAGGUCGGCCGACCAACAUCCUGCAGACAGCAGCCUCAACAGGCUCCAACCCACAGCGAGCUGCAGAGAGGAGCACACAGACAGAGAGAACCGGCCCACAGGCCAGCCCAACACUGCCCCGGCUGAUUUAUAACGGACUCACUGAAGCACAUUUGAAGAAUACAGUGGCCCUCCCGAUGAUUGACAAUCCUGCGUUGAACAAUCGAGAGCAACAGAGUCCGGAGAUGUAUGGGGAGGAAGAAGAUGGCGCGUCGGAAAACGAGUUGGAAGAAUUGUUGAGUAAAGUUAAGCUCUAUGGCAAUGCGUUUCGUCACGUUGGUCCGAAGUCUAGGAGGAAUAACGACGAUGGGGAAGGCAGCCAAGAGCGCGAAACACUGCAAAAGCGUUAUGGUGGCUUCAUGAGACGGAUCCGACCCAAGUUGAACAGCCUGAAGUUGGAUAAUCAGAAGCGUUACGGUGGCUUUUUACGUCGCCAUUUCAAAAUCGCAGUGCGCUCAGAACCCCAGGCGUUUGACAUUAGUCUAUAGAUCCGGAGGAGCCAGGGGGGCUGCUGAGCGUCGUGGCGUGUUUAAGUUUAUCUGCAUCCAUCGCUACAAUUCAUAAUUGAAAUCCUCUCUCUUCAAAUAGAUACAUUGUUAAUAUUUCUGUACAAAAAGAGCACGCUCACAUGAAUAGGACUAUCAGACAUAUUCCAAAAAAUAAAUAUCCGUGAUGUGUGUUGAGCAAACUGUGGGCUACUAAUAUAACAAAUGCUUGUUAUGUAGCACUAAUAAACUUUUGCGUUUCAUACGUCCCAGAAGUCGAUAUAUUUUCAUUGUUUUGGCUAUAAGGGGGGGAUCUGGUUCGGAAAUACAGCCGAGUAGCCUUCAGCGUAUUAAUUACUUAUUAUCAUCAAUUCAUAUAUAUAAGAGGUGGAAAUUCAUUCAUGAUGUGUUGAAGGUGGGGACAGAUAUAUACUAUUAAAAAAUAUACAGGCUAGACUGUAAUUAUAACCAACAACGAGGAAAGAAUUCAAACAAACUGAUACUUUUAAGUAAAAAUCCUAUUUGUAAGGACUGUUUAAGACCUGCAAUAGUCAAAUAUUUUUCUAUAUAGAACAAUGGCUAUAUAUGUCUUACUUUAUUGAGCAUAAACCCUCAAUAAUUAACAGCCUUUUGGCUAUCGGGACAGGUUGGGGUAUUUCAUUGUUAAUCAGAGCAUGAAGAAGAUUGAGUGAACUUUAUGCGCUUUUCAUUAUCUAAGCAUCGAGUGGAGAAUGGACAGUAAUAAUAAUCGUAAUAUUAUGGCCAAUUAUCAAUAUUACCUAACACUCCGUGGCCUGGACGUCCUUGGGUUUUAUCAGUCAAGUGAUGCGUGAGGAAGACUGUAUAAGAAAAAUGCAUGCUGUUAAUAUUAACUUACAAUUUCUAGUAAUGAAGGGUCUCCAUUGUGACAACAGCUAUACAACAUUUCCUCUCCUUCAAAGAAUGACUGUAUCAAAUACAAUCACUUGUUUGUAAUUAUCUUUAGCGUUUCUUAUGUAUCCUGUACAAAAGUAACAAUUAUUUAGUCAAUGUAAUCCCACAGUUAUAGGCAAUUAUGAACCGUUUAAGUAAUACAAUUGCAUCGUUUCAUAAACAAUCCGUAUUAUGACGUAGGCUAUUCAAAGUAGGCCUACUUACGUUCUUAGUCCUACCAGCCUAAUUCCUCUGCGGUUAUAAUAACUGUAAUAUUCAUAAUCACAAUAUAUCACUUAUUAUCAUUCCCCCAAUUACAACGUAUUCGUAAGAAGUUGGGUCAAAACCCGAAAUCAACAAGCAUAUCGCCCUUUACCUCAUACAAGGUAGGUAAUCCGAGGUAUUUGGCGCCCUCUAACGGUAUGCGGUAGAAUAUAUCAUUUUCAUUGAGGCGUCGUCUGAGGAAAAACCCAAGUUGAGCAAUACUUGGUUGGGUUUGAUGACACACACUAUGAAAGGGGAAUGUUACCCAACACGCUGGCAUCAGUGUGCGUAAUUUCAUCAAUGCGAAUGAUUCUAACAGUUAAAGUUACAGAAGCCAGAGAACCUCACUUUAAAUACAUGCUCUAUUUAUUAACUGCAUGUAGACCUAUAUACAUUUAAGCCAUAAAAUAAGCAGAGUGGAAUAUCGUCCGUUGAAUGUAUUCAGCUUGGAUGGGGUAAAUUGGUAGGGAAAGUUAAACUGAGUUAAACAUGAAACAUGCUCUAUAAAGAAUCGAAAAUAAUAGAAUGCUUUUAGGACGGAUCGGUGAGCCUGUAAAGUUUUCUAAGAAAGGAAAAAGCUUAUUUUCCUUUCUUAGAAGAUUAUUUUGCUGAUAGACAAGUAUCUGCUGCUGAUUUGCCUGUUGAUCGGUGUUGACCAGAAGGGGGAGACAAGACACAAGAGUCCUGUAUAUUGCAAAGUGACGCUCGCUGAACUUUGUUCCCCUUACAGGUAACCUAAUGAAAUUGCAUUCCUUAUCCUGUGAGAUUUAACCUGUGAGAUUAAAGUCAGAAUUCCGACUUUAUUUUCUGACUUUUAUCUCAGAUCUAAAAUCAAAUUCAAAUGUGGCCCUAAUGCUCUUCUUUAGAAAGGUGCAUGUAGGAGCUACAUUGGACAUGUCAUGAAUAACUGUAACCUGAGAGAGUCUGGGAUCUAGAAAUCCUUAUCUUGCUUCAGCACUAUUCGCAGUACUGUUCAAAAGCCUUGCCAAUUUCAGUUGGGGUGCUUGUUAUAUCCUUUAUCACCAUCUAUUAAAUGCAUUGUCUUCGUACUUUGGUCGCC
This is a messenger RNA of Gadus chalcogrammus (walleye pollock), 3007 nucleotides long. RefSeq names its product prodynorphin (gene pdyn). NCBI's taxonomy places the organism in Eukaryota, Metazoa, Chordata, Actinopteri, Gadiformes, Gadidae. The record is from RefSeq and is a predicted model, not a curated record. The transcript is spliced from 3 exons. The coding region runs from base 76 to 774 and encodes 232 amino acids. Gene Ontology annotation, molecular function: opioid receptor binding. Gene Ontology annotation, cellular component: neuronal cell body; axon terminus; plasma membrane. Gene Ontology annotation, biological process: neuropeptide signaling pathway; chemical synaptic transmission; sensory perception.